Messenger RNA from Hylaeus volcanicus, 1174 nucleotides. RefSeq names its product multiple coagulation factor deficiency protein 2 homolog. Gene Ontology annotation, molecular function: calcium ion binding. The transcript is spliced from 6 exons. The record is from RefSeq and is a predicted model, not a curated record. NCBI's taxonomy places the organism in Eukaryota, Metazoa, Arthropoda, Insecta, Hymenoptera, Colletidae. The coding region runs from base 173 to 802 and encodes 209 amino acids.
CUAUGAAAUAUCACUGAAAGUAACUUGAAGCAUCUGUCCACGUCAGUCUAUGACUUUUACAACAUAACCUCAAACCUGCGAUCCGGUGUUCUGUCUUGCCAAUGAACAGGACGUUUGCUUCAUGUCAAUUUUUGUGUAUAUCCCUUAACGUAAACAAGGACAAUAAUACAAAAUGAAUUGGACUUUGUGGUUGUUUAUAAUUGGAACUUUUGGCUUUAAAUGUAUACGUGCUCAGGGACAAAGGGUUCCACCAGGUGUGUCACCUCAACAUUAUCAACAACCUGUUCAACAAAUGCAUCAUCCACCACAACACAUUCCGCAGCAACAGUUUCAGCAAGCACCAGGACACGUGCCUAUGCAUCAGGUUCCAGCUCAACAAGUACCAAUGCAACAACAGGUGCCAAUGCAUCAGGUACCAGUUCAACAAGGUCACGGUCAUGAACAUCCGCAACAAAUACUUAAUGCUGCCAACAUAGUUAAUGAAAAAGCCCAUAUUGCUGAACAUAUGGAGGUCCCAAUAGAUACUAGUAAAAUGACAGACCAGGAAUUGCAGUUUCAUUAUUUCAAAAUGCAUGAUGCAGACAACAAUAACAAAUUAGAUGGAUGCGAGCUUAUAAAGUCUUUGAUUCACUGGCAUGAACAAGGUAAGAAAGAGACAGGGGAAAAAUUAUUCAAGGAUGAGGAGUUGGUUACUUUAAUAGAUCCAAUACUUUCUAUGGAUGAUACGAAUAAUGACGGGUACAUUGAUUACCCUGAAUUUAUCCAAGCACAGCAAAAUGCUGCAGCUACCGGCCGCCCGUAGUAGUGUACAGCAGUAUAAUGUUACUUGUACUUAUUUUAAUUUCAUAUCGAACAAACAUACAGUUCCAUUUAUAAACAUUUCACGAUCUUCACUUGUUACUGUACGAGUAAUGGUUCUGACACAACUCUUUUACAGACAUCGAAAUUAUUUUGCUUAUGUUCAUGUUUCUCAAAUAGAAUAUAAAUUAAAUAAUUUUUUGUAAUAAUUAUAUAUAAGAAUCAUUUGUUUCUUAAAAUAGAAACAAAUUUAUUUUUUGUAUUUUCAACUGCAAUUUUUUCUUACAUAUAUAUGUUAUCUGUGUCGGAAAAAAUUGGAUUGUAAUAUAUACAUAGGAAGAAUUGGAAUAAAGUAAUUAUUAUCAUUUGUAAUUGA